AUGAAUGCGGUCGACGAGCACCUGUAUAUCGCGGCGAAGGUGACUUUAAUCGGAGUUGUGGCCACGAUGGCAAUGCACGCCUUCAAUUUGACAUUCCUCCCCUUCUUUGUGACAGCCCAACGACAACGAUUGUCGAUCCAUUUUCUCAUCAACAUUUCCUCAGUGAUCGUUGGAAUCAUUUUGUCUCUGCCGUGGAGUAUUCUGAUUAUUUAUGGAUGGGAUUCUGUGGGUAAGACGUCUGGGAAUUACGAUGAUUGGAAGUGAUUUCGAUUGUGCCCGGGAAGCUUUGGGCGACCUGAUCCAGUGGCAAAAAACGUACGAUUUUGCAUCCAGGAGGCGUCAAAAAUGUGGCAAAAUGCUUCCCUCUCCAAGUGAAAAAACUUCGUUUUGAAGGGCGCGCUUUUCAAAUCUGAGUUUUUUUCACUUGGAGAGGGAAGCAUUUUGCCACAUUUUUGAUACCUCCCGGAUGCAAAAUGGUACGUUUUUUGCCACUGGAUCAGGCCCCCACUGUAGAAUACCGCCAAAUCCUCAAAAAAGAGGCAUUUUGCGGGAGUCGGGAUGCCUCCUGAACGCAAUAGGAAGGACUUUAGUUCAGUUCAAUUCAUUCCGGACCUGAUUCUAGAUUCUCUCUACAAUAAGCGAACUGUAUUUUGGUGUGCCACCCUGUCCUUCGGCUGGCUUCUGUCCGUCUCGGUUUCUAUCAGCUUCCUAACGCUGGACCGACUGCUCACCCUCACAUUAGUCCAUAAAUACACCCGAAAACAUCGACAUAACAUGGCAAUAAUCAACGUCGCCUCUCAGGUCGUCUUGUAUUUUGUUUUUAUUCUAAUGCAAGUUGGCGAUGUUCCAGCGCCCGACGAGUUUGCUCGUAAGUCAUAGAAUAUUCGAUUUAACUUACCGUACAGUAGGGUACCUGAUCCAGUGGCAAAAAACAUACCAUUUUGCAUCCGGGAAAUAUCAAAAAUGUGGCAAAAUGCUUCCCUCUCCAAGUGAAAAAACUUCGUUUUGAAAGGCGCGCCCUUUUUCCUCACAAAAAGAUUUUGAAAUCAGAGUUUUUCCACUUGGAGAGGGAAGCAUUUUGCCACAUUUUUGAUACUUCCUGGAUGCAAAAUGGUACGUUUUUUGCCACUGGGUCAGGUCGCCAACUGUAUAUAUAGUAACCACUCGUAUGUACAGUAAAUCGUAUUUUGUAUGUGUUACGCAAUGAUUUCACUGCUUUUCAGCAUGCUUCUUGUAUAUUUGCGUCACGGCGCGGGCUACAAAUUUUCUUUUCAUCAAGCUGACGCUUGGCCUGGUUAACGUUGUAAUUGGGUUGGCCUUCUUCCUUCAUAUGCUCAAAUACACCAAGAACCGGCCGGCUCAGCAGACGGUACGUACCUGUUGCCUUACGGGCGUACAGAAAAAUGUAACAUCAGUUUGGGAACUGGGACGAUUGGGGAAACCGAAAAGUAUUAUUUUUCUUCGAUGCAAGUGUGAAAUUAGGACAAUCGAGCGUGCUGAUUUCGAAAAUGACAUUCACUUUUUUGAUCUUUACUUUUUUCCUUAAACAGUACUGUAAAGUAGUAAUUUUUCGAAUUUUUUCUUGAAUACUCGAUUGGGGGUUUCGAUGGUGCUGAUUUCAAAAUGUCAAACCAGAAAAAAUGAAUAAGAUUUUCGAAAUCAGCACCACCGAAACCCCCCAAAUCGAGUAUUCAUGAAAAAAAUUAAAAAAAUUACUACUUUACAGUACUACCUCAGGAAAAAAGUAAAGAUCAAAAAAAUGAGUGUCAUUUUUGAAAUCGCCACCUUCGAUUAUCCUAAUUUCGACACUUGCAUCGAAGAAAAAUAAUACUUUUUGGUUUCCCCAAGAUCAGUUUGUCGGGGAAAUAUUAAGCACCCCGCCAAUCCAAAAUCGCAUCGUAAUUCCUAGCUCCGACUUAACAAAGUUUUUUUCAAGAAAAUGAUAAUUUUAGCGUCUGUUUCAGACCAAUCUAAUCGGCCUUUUCGUGGUCUUCAACGAAUUUUGCCUCAACUUUAUACCUCAUAUUGUCAGUUACGUAACCUCGGUAAGUCAUCGUUAUUAUCUUCAAUACCACUCCUAUUCUUUUCUUUGACGCUUUAAACUACUUUUAAACCGAAUUUCAGCUCACGGAAUUUCACAUCGGCAAGGUCUCCGGGCCCUAUACAAUAUACUUCUUCGGCUUGGAAAGUAGUCUUCUGACUAUUGCAACGCUAAAAGUAAUGGGUGUACCCUUUUCCAAAAAUGGUCUUGGCAGUCUUCAACGGUCCUCCAGGAACAAUGUCGUCAAUGUUAGCAGCACGGGCCAACAACGAGCCGAUAAAUGA
Molecule: messenger RNA, 2325 nt
Organism: Bursaphelenchus xylophilus (pine wood nematode)
Lineage: Eukaryota; Metazoa; Nematoda; Chromadorea; Rhabditida; Aphelenchoididae
Source: the annotation of a GenBank genome assembly